Eutrema salsugineum is the source of this 1619-nucleotide messenger RNA. Its product is annotated as cytochrome P450 94B1. The transcript has a single exon. The record is from RefSeq and is a predicted model, not a curated record. Bases 30 to 1547 code for a protein of 505 amino acids. Gene Ontology annotation, molecular function: oxidoreductase activity, acting on paired donors, with incorporation or reduction of molecular oxygen; monooxygenase activity; iron ion binding. NCBI's taxonomy places the organism in Eukaryota, Viridiplantae, Streptophyta, Magnoliopsida, Brassicales, Brassicaceae.
UACCAAAAGAAGAAACUACGAGUUCCAAAAUGGUAACGCUCACUGCAUUUCUCAUUCUCUUUCUACUUCUAGGGUUUAUGUUAAUCUUCUCGUUUUCAACGAAAACCCUAAAACCCAAAACCACAUCAUCCUCUAAUCUGCCUUCAUAUCCACUCAUCGGAUCUAUCCUCUCCUUCAACAGAAACCGCCACCGUCUUCUCCAAUGGUACACUGAUCUUCUUCGUCUCUCUCCGUCUCAAACCAUCACCGUCGAUCUCCUCUUCCGUCGCCGGACUAUCAUCACGGCCAAUCCAGAAAACGUCGAGCACAUUCUCAAAACAAAUUUUUCUAACUUCCCUAAAGGCAAACCUUUCACCGACCUCCUCGGAGAUCUACUCGGCGGCGGAAUUUUUAAUUCUGACGGCGAGUUAUGGAGCUCGCAGCGCAAACUUGCGAGCCACGAAUUCACAAUGCGUUCUCUUAGGGAAUUCACUUUCGAGAUCCUCCGCGAAGAAGUAGAAAACCGUCUCAUUCCGGUGCUUUCCUCCGCCGCGGACUACGACGGAGGAAGGACGGUGGAUUUCCAAGAUGUUUUAAAACGUUUUGCUUUCGAUGUUGUUUGUAAAGUUUCGUUGGGAUGGGAUCCGGAUUGUUUGGAUUUGACCCGACCCGUUCCGGAUCUUGUCGAGGCUUUUGAUGUAGCGGCGGCGAUUAGCGCUCGUCGUGCCACGGAGCCAAUUUACGCCGUGUGGAAGCUGAAGCGUUUGUUGAACGUUGGGAGCGAGAGGAGGUUGAGAGAAGCCAUCAGAAGCGUACACGUGUCGGUAUCUGAGAUCAUCCGUGCCAAGAAGAAGAGCCUCGAUAUCGGUGGUGACGUGGCGGACAAGAAAGACCUCUUGUCUAGGUUUCUCGCCGCCGGUCACGACGAGGAAGCCGUGAGAGAUUCUGUAAUCAGCUUUAUUAUGGCGGGAAGGGACACCACGUCGGCGGCGAUGACGUGGCUGUUUUGGCUGUUGAGUGAGAACGAUUGCGCGGAGAAAAAGGUAGUAGAGGAAGUGAGAAACAAGGGUUCUUUAGGGUUAGGGUUUGAGGAUUUGAGAGAGAUGAGUUACACGAAAGCUUGUCUCUGUGAAGCAAUGAGGCUUUACCCACCAGUGGCUUGGGACUCAAAGCAUGCAGCAAACGACGACGUCUUGCCUGACGGGACACGUGUGAAGAAAGGAGACAAAGUGACUUAUUUCCCUUACGGUAUGGGAAGGAUGGAGAAAGUGUGGGGACUAGACUGGAGCGAGUUUAAACCGAACCGGUGGUUUGAGCAAGAGGCAAAUUACGGCACCAAACCGGUUUUGAAAAGCGUCAGCUCGUUCAAGUUUCCGGUUUUCCAAGCGGGACCAAGGGUUUGUAUAGGGAAAGAAAUGGCGUUUAUGCAGAUGAAAUUCGUGGUUGGUUCGGUUUUGAGUCGGUUUAAGAUUGUACCGGUUUGUGAUACUCGGCCGGUAUUUGUACCUCUUCUAACGGCUCACAUGGCUGGUGGACUAAAGGUGAAGAUCAAGCGGAGAGAGCACUAAUCAUGUCAUGUCCUUAUAGAAUAUCCAACGAAUAUGUAAAAUGUGUGGUUUAUAUACUAAAUCAAAUCAAUA